This is a messenger RNA of Aethalodelphis obliquidens (Pacific white-sided dolphin), 2606 nucleotides long. It is a transcript of the gene MBLAC1, whose product is annotated as metallo-beta-lactamase domain containing 1. The transcript is spliced from 2 exons. NCBI's taxonomy places the organism in Eukaryota, Metazoa, Chordata, Mammalia, Artiodactyla, Delphinidae. Bases 526 to 1341 code for a protein of 271 amino acids. The record is from RefSeq and is a predicted model, not a curated record.
AGUUUUGCAGCCCAAGGAGGGUGGCGUGGAUCAGGGCGCUGAGACAGGUUUCGGGCUUGGGACUGCGCAGCCGCGAUCCGCGCAUGCCUGAAAACGCGACGGAAUUAAGUUACGUGCGCGGCGACGCCUGGGCCGCCAUACUUGGGUGACGGCAGCUCGCAGAGGACAAACUCCCACGCGCUUUUCCCGUGUCUCUUCUUUCCUCAGAGUGAGGCAAGACCUAAGAGGAGCUAAAACUAGGUCCAAGGUAGAGAGCGGCUCCGGUUAGAAUGAAGAAAAUAACAAGGUUAUCUCCGGAGGGUGGCGGUUGAGGACCUCACACGCGAGCGGGGUGGUGGCCGAAGACGCUGAGGGACGAGUGCAUUCUCCCCGAAGUUCAGUUGGGCGAUGCCAACUUAAGGGUCUGAGAGGGGUGGCAAGGAACUGAGAUUCACUCCGCGGAGGCUGGGCGAGUGUGGAAACCCGAAGGGAGCGGACAGUCGCCGAAGGCCCCACUUCCUUUCCCCAGCCCGUCCCUCUCCGGCCAUGAGCGGUGUAGUGCGCACCGAGCCGCUGCGCGGGGAGCCUCCGCUGCGGGUGCCCGGCGACGCCUUUUCUGUGGUGGUUCUGCUGCAGGGCUACGCGGAGCCCGAGGGGGUCGGCGACGCCGUGCGCGCCGACGGCUCCGUGACCCUUGUUCUGCCCCAGGCCUGGGGCCCGGCCUCCGGCCACCGAGAGCCCCCGCCCGAGGACUACGAGGCGAAGACCGCCCUGGAGGAGGCGGCCCGUGGCCCCAUCCUCGUGGACACCGCGGGGCCCUGGGCUCGAGAGGCACUCUUGGGGGCCCUGGCAGGGCAGGGCGUGGCCCCGGGAGAUGUGACUCUGGUGGUGGGGACCCACGGACACUCGGACCACAUCGGGAACCUGGGGCUGUUUCCCGCGGCGGCCCUGCUGGUCUCGCACGACUUUUGCCUCCCCGGGGGCCGCUACCUCCCCCACGGGCUGGCUGAGGAGCAGCCUCUGCGGUUGGGGCCGGGACUCGAGGUGUGGGCCACGCCCGGCCAUGGUGGCCAGCGGGACGUGAGCGUGGUGGUGGCUGGCACGGCCCUGGGUACCGUCAUGGUAGUGGGCGAUGUGUUUGAACGUGAUGGGGACGAGGACUCGUGGCAGGCGCUGAGUGAAGACCCGGUGUCCCAGGAGCACAGCCGGAAGAGGGUCCUAGCCACUGCCGACGUGGUCGUGCCUGGUCACGGAGCCCCCUUUAGGGUGAUCAGGGAAACCUCGGCGCCAGAGACAGAGGGUCUGGGGAACAGCCGGCCAGAUCUCGUGAUCGGAGACAAGGAGCCCACGGUGCACCGAUAAACCCCAGUCUUGACUGAAUUCCUUUCAGGGACCCCAGCCCCCCACCCCCAGACAAGAAACUGACGUCCAGGACACGAGAGGAUAUGUCAGAGAGGAGUCAUGGGUUGUCACUUCCAGCCCUCGCAGGAGGCCAGUUUUCCAGCGAGGACAGAGUACUUUUGCCACAGCUGUCACCAGUAUCACUAGGACCAAAGACUGGCACAGCUGUGUGACACCUCUCGGGCUUCAUUAGUAAAAUGGCAGAAUGUUCUUGGGAGAGUCUUCCAAAAUAAAAGUAGAAACUGCAUUGAAAAUCAUACUGCCCUUCAACUAUUCUCCAAUAAAAAAUAAAAAAAAGUCAUACUGCCCUAAAUGUAAAUGUGAAGCGUUCAUAGUGAUAAUCAUGCAGAUAUAAUCCAGCAAGUGCAACAAGGAGACACUUUGGCGAUACAUCGCCUGUUUCUCAGAGGAAGCAGCUUGCUGAGAGAAGGUGCAGGGCAGACAGGUAUUCUAGUCAUCUGACUUUAAGUUAUUAAUUCGUUCAAUGAAUGCUGCUUAACACACCUGCAAUGUCUCAAGCACGGCUCGAGGUCACGGGGAUACAGCAGUGAGCAAGCCAGACAAACUCAAGGAGACAGGUUCACCCAGAAUCUGUCAGCAUUCCGUGGAGAAGUCAACGACUCGAUGAAGAAUUCCACUUACGGCGUGAAUAGCAAUGAUAUGAGCUGACACCUCCUUGGACUCUACCUGUACAGAGCAGCGUCCCUUUGGUCUGGCCCAGAGGGGCGAACAAUUACAAUGGAGAGGGCCUGGCUGAUCCUGGCCCCCUCCUCCAGGGGUGUGGGGAAAAUGGCAAAGGUCAACUAGCUUCUUCCCCAGGGAAUAGGGGUGUGAGUGCACUCACUAGGGGGGCAGGGCGCUGCUGGUUCCUGGGGGAUUGGGUGGGAAGGGUGGUGGGAGGAGACAGAGACACAAAUGUGUGAGACUCCAGCCCUCUCCUCCUGGGGCCGCCCACGGGGAAAGAACCCCAGUGUCCUGUCACAACCUGCCUUGUAUAAACAUAUACAUUUUUUCAUAACAUUUUGAACAAGGUUUAUAUUGACUCAAGUUUAAAAACAAAGUGUGACUGAAAAUUUUUUACAGAGUCUAGUGCACCAAUGCUGAUGUGAGGGGUUAUGUAUGCAAGUGAGGAAAAAAUGUGUAUUCUGGUGGCCUGAAGCUUUACUGGACGAGGAUGUGUGAACGUGCAGAGAUAUAUUUAGUGACACAGUGUAGAGAGGCAAAAA